UAAAAUUAUAACUUGAAAAAUAUGAAUUCUCGAGCUCAAGAUGUCAACUCUCAAGUUGUAGUUAGUAUUCUGCAAUACAAUAAUACAAAAACUACACGAAUGUCAUGAACUAAUUCACAUUCAAAAUAUGUAUUUAUUUUAGGGCCGGAUAUGUGUAAUGUGCAAAAUGUUUGUCAUAGCUAAAAAUGAAAAACAUGUCUGCCACAACUCUGGAACACCUAAAGAGAUGUCAAAAUGUCAUCCCAUAAAGCCUCGGACCGUUGCCACAACAAGCUCCUUUAAGGAGUUGAUGCAAGAAUGUGGAGUGAAUGAUGAAGCAGACAAAGAGCCAGAAGAGGAAACGGAAUUAUUAGAUUUCAGUACUCAAUUGAUAAUAGAGGUUGAAAAAAGAAGACCUCUUUGGGAUGCUAGGCUUCCAAAAGCUGACAGAUACCCGCAAAUUAUUAACAGAUUAUGGAUGGAAAUAAUAAAUGUACUGAAUUGUGGGUCACUUUUCACAACUAAACAGUUAGAAAAAAAAUUUGGCUAUUUGAAAGAGCAGUACCGCAGAGAAAAAUCCAAAUUGAUAAAGCCAAGUGGUGCACAAGGUGGAAAACAAUUAAAACAAUGGAUGCAUUUUAAAAGUCUAACAUUUUUAGAUGAAGUUUAUGUACAAAAUAAGUAAUUAUAUAUACAUUUUAAACAUUUUAAACAAGGACAAAACAAUGUAUACAAAACUUUUUUUUUUUACAAGUACUAUUUCUAAUAUUGAAGUAUCUGAACCAGAUAAUGCCAUCAACAACUUAAAUAAGGGCAAUGAAUCAACUGCUGGACUAAGCUCAAAAAAAAGUAACAAAUCAAUUUAGACAUUAGCAGUGCCACAAUUACAAUUUUGAGGCUCCGUUUCAAAAAUAUUUUAGAGGCCCUUUUAGUUUUUACUGUAACAUUGGCGGAAAUAGGGGGGAGCUUAGCCACCAAAUAUACCAAAAGCCUCCUCCCCAAAAAUAAAAUAUAUAUUAAGUUAUUUUGGCUGUGUGGUAACCAAGCCCUUUGCUCGCAUUGAUGUAUAAAAUGUAAGCCCCCCUGAAAUUUUAAUGGAUUUCUUCUUAUAUGUACUUAAGACAUAAACAGUGGCAGAGACAGGCUACAGGCAUUGUGAGACUUCAUGUAUCAAACAAAAGUGUCUUACCCACUUGUCAUUUUUCUUUAGUAAUUGCAACUUAUGUAAUAAAAAAAUAUCUAACUUGCACUU
Molecule: messenger RNA, 1231 nt
Organism: Acyrthosiphon pisum (pea aphid)
Lineage: Eukaryota; Metazoa; Arthropoda; Insecta; Hemiptera; Aphididae
Exons: 3
Coding region: 158-664 (168 amino acids)
Biological process (GO): regulation of transcription by RNA polymerase II
Cellular component (GO): transcription regulator complex; nucleus
Source: RefSeq, a predicted model, not a curated record